AGUCGGACGCCGGGAAAUUCUCCUUCGCUUAUCCGGCUCUUUAGCGCGAGUUUUCUGCGGGCUGCGUGUGAACGCACUUUUGCGUACUAUGAGCUCAGAAUGAGGCAAGUGACACGCGCAUUGCCGGGUCAAAGUCAGGCCCUCCUCACCGGCCUCAUUAUCGUCGUGUGCGCCGCAUUAAUCAUUCAAAGCGAGCCCAUCCGCGAUGCGAAAGCUCAGCGGAGACGCGAACCCGGCGUGGUGAGUUCGCAACUGGCUGGGGAAGCGGGCAACGGUGCGUAUGAACGGCCCCACAGAAGAGGUACUCAUAAUGGGACAACAAUUCGCAGACACAAUCGCAUCCCUCGCAGUGUAUUUCACGUACGCUGGAACCCCAACGAGAAGUUCAUCGUGGAGAGUCGCGAGAAUCCGGCCGUCAACUCCUCCAAGCUGGCGCCCCAUCCGCGGCUGAAGGUCUCCAAGAACACCAAGCUCACGCUCAGUCCCAAGCUGUACCUCUGCCACGACAAGCACUCGGAGCUGUGCCACAACAAGACCCAGCAGUUCCGCCAGCGCAUCGUCCAGACCUUCGAGAAGGCCAUGAUGGAGUCGGUCAACGAGUCGCAGGCCAACCACUACAACGUGGACUACAAGCCGGUGUUCGGGGACAGCUUCGAGGAGCAGUACUACCCGUCCACCUGCCUGGUCAUGGAGGCGGGCGUGCGGGUCCUGCGGCGCAAGGAUGAGCCCUUCAACAAGCUGCCGUUCGGCCGCCUCUUCCCGCGCCAGAAGCUCUUCCGCAACGUCAAGGACAUCAAGACCUGCGCGAUCGUCUCCAGCGCUGGCUCCCUGGCAGGCUCCAAGCUGGGUCGGUUUAUAGACACGCACGACAUUGUGAUGCGAUUCAAUCAUGCGCCCACGCAAGGACACGAGGUGGAUGUGGGCAGCAAGACCACAAUUCGUGUGGUGAAUUCGCAAGUGGUCACCAAGCCCGAGUUCGACUUCACCCAUGCCCCCAUCUUCCGGAACGUCACGAUUGCCGCCUGGGAUCCGGGCAAGUACAAUGGCACCCUGGAGGACUGGCUGACCAGCGCGGACUACGAUCUGUUCACCAACUACGAGAUAUACCGGCGGCGGUAUCCCAAGUCCAGGGCCUUCCUCAUCGAUCCGCACUCCGUGUGGCGGCUGUGGCAGAGCCUGCAAAUGUUCGCCGGAAACAGGCCGAUAAGCAGGAAUCCACCCAGUUCCGGUUUCAUAGGAUUGGCCCUGCUCCUGCCGCACUGCCCGCAGGUGGACUUUGUGGAGUACGUGCCCUCCACGCGGCUCAAUGGCCGCUGUCACUACUACAGCAAGGAGAUGAAUUCCGCCUGCACAUUCGGCUCCUGGCACCCGCUGGCCGCCGAGAAGCUGAUGGCCCUGGACAUGAACAUGGCGGAGGACGACGACAUGUCGGUCUUCCAGUUGGGCAUCCUGCGGAUCCGCAGGCCGGACAAACUGCUCUGCGGCUUCAACUUCUUUGGCUACUGAGAUGGAGCUGCGCUCGGAGGCGACUCGAAGGCGGAAGUGCCAGCGACAAUCCAGGUGCAUUUAAUCAAGCGGUUUUCAUCGAGUGCAAUAAACCAUUCAACUUUGCAA
Drosophila biarmipes is the source of this 1614-nucleotide messenger RNA. It is a transcript of the gene SiaT, whose product is annotated as beta-galactoside alpha-2,6-sialyltransferase 1. Gene Ontology annotation, molecular function: sialyltransferase activity. Lineage: Eukaryota; Metazoa; Arthropoda; Insecta; Diptera; Drosophilidae. Bases 100 to 1506 code for a protein of 468 amino acids. The transcript has 7 exons. The record is from RefSeq and is a predicted model, not a curated record.